UUGUUGUUCAUUUGGCAUGGAUGUGCGGUUUGGCUUAAUUAAUCGCUGUGUUUAAAGCCUCCUAGGGUGAUGAUUGCGGUGUUAAAUGAUACUGCAACAGCUUAACAUCGAAUAUGGAAAUAUAGUACACCAGGCCUAUCUAUAUCGUACGCAAAUUGGUGUGUUCCAUGCAAGUGAUUGUGUAUAUGCUGUACAUUCUCCACUAUUCACUGAACUCUCUCGAUUCUUUAAGUUAAGAGUGGAUCCAGUGCUGUCAGUGCCAUGACAUCACGGUUUUCGGUCUCGUUGGGUAACCGAAUUGCCUGUUAUCAUUUUGAUUGAUUAAUUGUGCGUUCGUGGGCCUCAGCUAAUUAGCAGUUAAUGUGAAUUUGAGUCGCGCGCCUCAGUCAUGAAGAGUUCGCCGGCCAGUGUGUCACUUUUGUGGCUCGCUGCCACAGCUUUUUUCCUGGUGCCUGACAACUUGGCGCCUGUGGAGUCCCAUCAUAUUUUGGGUCUGUUCGUCAAUGUUCACCGGUCCCAGUUAAUGGUCCAUUUGGCAGUAUGUCGAGCUCUGUUACAGAGGGGUCACCACCUAACCUUGGUCACCACAUUGGCGCUGGAGGAGCAGGAGGUUCGGGAGAAUGUGUCACACAUUUUAAUUCCCUGGAAGCAGCCGGAAAAUGAGGAUCAUAGGGCGUCUUCCUCGGACCUAAUUCUGCGUCUGGAACGGAUGUUUAAGCGCCUGGAACAUUCUGGAGAUCUACUCACACUGCCAGAGUGGAAGAAAUUCCUCAAGAACGCUCCAAAAACACCUUAUGAUCUGCUUCUUCUGGGCUAUCACUUUAACGAUCAUCUGUUGGGGGUGGCUGCCCACUUCAACUGCCCCGCGGCCAUUAUCUCCACCCAACAGCCGACUGGAUUUGUGAACAGCCUCAUGGGCAAUCCCGAGGAGCGUUGGUAUGUCCCACAACCGUAUGACGGUCACCAGAGGAGUGGCCUCUCAGCCUGGCUCUUUGGAGUUUGGGAGAAGCUCAUGGAAAUCCUGGCAAGGAGAGUGCUUGCAAGGAUUUAUAGCUCGCACUUUCCCGAGCCCCAUUAUCCCAGCUUUGAAGCCAUGCGCCGAUCGGUUGUGUUGGCCCUAAGUAAUCAUCACAUGAUCAGCGAGGGACCCAUAGCUCCCCUACUGCCAAACAUGGUUGAUAUAGGAGGUAUUGUCCUGGAGCAGGAACCAAAUAAAGCCGCUCUGGAAUUUUCAACAAGCAAUCGAUCGAUCAUUAUCUUCAGUUUGGGUACUCGUUUUACUUGGCGGAAGUCCUCUCAGAAAUUGCUGCAGACUUUCACGAAAGCUUUUGCUCAGUUUCCGGACUAUAACAUUUACUGGACCUACGAUGGCCCAAAUCGCAGUGCCCUCAGCCUGGACUAUCCCCACUUAAAAGUGGCCAAAUGGUGGCCCCAAAGGCAGUUAUUGGCCAGUGGAAAAGCUCGAUUGUUCAUCACUCAUGGUGGAAAGGGCAGUCUUUCGGAGGCUCUUUACUACGGAGUGCCCAUGCUGGGACUACCUCUGAUUGGCGAUCAACGAGGGAACCUUCUGAAGAUGCAGGCUAAAAACUGGGGCCUGACCUUGUCAACCCACAAUCUCACUCAUUCCGAACUAUCCAAAGCAAUGAAUGGAAUACUUAGCUCUCCCAGUUAUGCUGAGUCUGUAUCCCAAGCCUCCCAAAUCUAUCGCGAUCGUCCCAUGAGGUCCAGCACGUUGUCCACCUAUUGGAUCGAGUACAUCAUUCGUCACAAGGGAGCCAACCAUUUAUACCAUCCCGCCAGGCAUCAAAACAUCGUCGAGUAUUACUCCAUCGACGUUCAUAUGAUCAUCUAUGGGACCUUAAUUCUAUCCAUAGCCACACUCAGAAAAAUAAAUCGCUUGUUGUGACUAGAA
Messenger RNA from Drosophila biarmipes, 1912 nucleotides. It is a transcript of the gene Ugt307A1, whose product is annotated as UDP-glucuronosyltransferase. Lineage: Eukaryota; Metazoa; Arthropoda; Insecta; Diptera; Drosophilidae. The coding region runs from base 389 to 1906 and encodes 505 amino acids. The transcript is spliced from 2 exons. The record is from RefSeq and is a predicted model, not a curated record. Gene Ontology annotation, molecular function: UDP-glycosyltransferase activity.